This is a messenger RNA of Orycteropus afer afer, 1313 nucleotides long. It is a transcript of the gene CPA2, whose product is annotated as carboxypeptidase A2. Gene Ontology annotation, molecular function: metallocarboxypeptidase activity; zinc ion binding. Gene Ontology annotation, biological process: proteolysis. The record is from RefSeq and is a predicted model, not a curated record. NCBI's taxonomy places the organism in Eukaryota, Metazoa, Chordata, Mammalia, Tubulidentata, Orycteropodidae.
GAAAAUCCCUCAGCCAUGAGGUUGAUCCUGUUUCUUGGUGCCCUUUUGGGGCAUAUCUACUGUCGGGAAACAUUUGUGGGAGAUCAAGUUCUUGAGAUCAUACCAAGGAAUGAAGAACAAAUAAAAAACCUGGUGGAACUGGAGGCUGAAGAACAUCUUCAGCUUGAUUUCUGGAAAUCACCCAACAACCCAGGGCAGCCAGUCCAUGUCCGGGUUCCCUUUGUCAGCCUCCAGGCAGUCAAAGUUUUCUUGGAGUCCCAGGGAAUUGCCUAUUCCAUUAUGAUUGAAGAUGUCCAGGUUCUGUUGGAUAAAGAGAACGAAGAAAUGCUAUUUAAUCGGAGAAGAGAACGAAAUGGGAACUACAACUUUGGGGCCUACCACAGCCUGGAGGAGAUUUCCCAAGAAAUGGAUCACCUCGUGGCUGAGUACCCUGCUCUCGUGAGCAAAGUGAAGAUUGGCUAUUCUUUUCAAAAUCGGCCCAUGAACGUGCUGAAGUUCAGCACCGGAGGGGACAAGCCCGCCAUCUGGCUGGACGCAGGGAUCCAUGCUCGCGAAUGGGUUACACAAGCGACAGCACUGUGGACCGCAAAUAAGAUUGCCUCUGAUUACGGAAAUGAUCCUUCCGUCACUUCCAUUUUGGACACAAUGGAUAUCUUCCUGCUGCCGGUCACAAAUCCUGACGGAUAUGUGUUCUCUCAAACUACAAAUCGGAUGUGGCGGAAGACCCGGUCCAGGGUCCCUGGCAGCUACUGCGUGGGUGUGGAUCCUAACCGGAACUGGGACGCAGAUUUUGGAGGACCUGGUGCCAGUGACAACCCUUGCUCUGAUUCCUACCACGGACCCAGUGCCAACUCUGAAGCUGAAGUGAAAUCCAUUGUGGACUUCAUCAAGACUCAUGGAAACAUCAAGGCCUUCAUUACCCUCCACAGCUAUUCCCAGCUGCUGAUGUUCCCUUACGGGUACACAUGCUCCAACUCAGAUGACUUUGAUGAGCUGAACAAAGUGGCCCAAAAGGCUGCCAACUCAUUGACAAACCUGUAUGGCACCAAUUACAAAGUGGGACCUAUCUGCUCAGUCAUCUACCAAGCCAGUGGUGGAAGCAUUGACUGGGCCUAUGACUAUGGCAUCAAAUACUCAUUUGCCUUUGAACUGAGAGACACAGGUCGCUAUGGCUUCCUGCUGCCAGCCAACCAGAUCUUGCCCACAGCAGAAGAGACCUGGUGUGGCCUAAACACAAUCAUGGAGCAUGUGCGAGACAGUAUCUCUACGGAUACUCCAGGGAGUAAACACCAUUAAAUCUCUUUGGUUUGAAG